GACUGCGCAGUUUGACGUUUGUCGACGUCCACUUGUAUCAACUGUCAAAUUGUAAAAAAAUCAACAUAUGAGGUGAAAACACGUAGUAAAACCAAUAUUUUCAAAUUGUCCCAUAUUUUUGUCUAGUAUAUCAUGUGUUCAGUGUAAUUAAGAGAAACAAAAAGCCAUGAGGUCCCUAGGGAUAUCACUUUUGAGUCUCACCUUAACCACAGUUGUGAUAGCAAAUGCAUACUAUCAGAAAAAACAGUUUUAUCCCUCGGUUGUAUAUAUAACAAAAUCAAACCCUAGUAUGGCUGUUAUAUAUAUUCAGGCGUUUAUAUGCGUCUUGAUCGUGGGAAAAAUAAUGAGGAAAAUCUUCUUUGGCCAGCUGAGGUCAGCUGAGUUUGAGCAUUUGAUGGAACGGUCAUGGUAUGCUAUAACAGAAACCUGUCUAGCAUUUACCGUGUUUAGGGAUGAUUUUAACCCUAAGUUUGUAGCAUUAUUCACCUUACUUCUCUUUCUUAAGUCUUUUCAUUGGUUAGCGGAAGACAGGGUGGAUUAUAUGGAAAGGAGCCCUGUUAUUAGUCUCCUCUUUCACAUAAGAGUCCUCAGUCUUUUACUCCUGCUAGGGUCACUAGACUUACACUUCAUCCAACACGCGUAUCAAUCGACGGUAUCAAAGGGGGCGUCCGUGCAGCUAGUAUUCGGCUUCGAGUACGCCAUCCUCCUCACCGUCGUCAUAAACAUCGCCAUAAAAUACGCGUUACACUCAGUGGACCUGAACAGCGAAACCCCUUGGGACAACAAAGCUGUAUUCUUACUAUACACAGAAUUAAUAAUGGGUUUCAUAAAAGUCAUCCUUUACGUCGCUUUCGUUGCCAUAAUGGUCAGAAUCUACACUCUGCCCCUAUUCGCGUUUCGACCAAUGUACUAUACAAUACGCAACUUCAAAAAAGCCUUCAGUGACGUCAUCCUGUCACGUCGCGCCAUUCACAACAUGAACACGUUGUACCCUGACGCAACCCCUGAAGAAUUGCAGGCAGCUGAUAACGUGUGCAUUAUAUGUCGCGAGGAAAUGACAACAGCAUCAAAGAAACUCCCCUGUAACCACAUUUUCCACACUUCUUGUCUUCGGUCGUGGUUCCAGCGACAGCAGACGUGUCCAACUUGCCGUUUGAAUAUUCUGCGAACACCUACCACUAACAAUAACGAGCCCAGACCUGACCAGAGGCACCGACAAGUGCCGAUUAACCCUCAGAAUCCGUUCUUUAAUCCCUUUGGAGGGCCCAAUCCGUUUCAGAUGUUUGGGCAGAAUAACCAACAGCAGCCUCAAGCUCCACCACAGCCGCCUGCGGCUGGAGCAGCUCCCGCUCAAGCCGGCACGACCCCCCAACAGCCUACUCCUACCAUUCCUCCGCUGGUUUUCCCACCGUUUCCUUUCAUGCCUUUCAUGGCACCGCCGCCCAUGCCGCCACCGAACUUAAGGUCGCUGUCGCCAGAGGAGCUGAGGAGGAUGGAGGGGAAUGAACGCCAGAAUGUGGAGGCGAGGAUACAAUGUUUGCGGAAUAUUCAGAUUAUGCUGGAUGCCGCUGUGGUGAUGAUGCAGCAGUACAGCGCAGCCGCAGCAAUGUCCAUGCAAACGCCCCAAAAUGAGCCUCAGCCAGGCCCCUCAACCUCUGGUGGUAGUUCUCCUACCUGCAAUGGAGCCGCUCCAAAAUCGCCAAUAAAUCUGCCAACUAGUUCAGUGAUUAAUAAUAACACUGAAAGUGACUCUGUAGCUAGUGCUAGUACGUCAAAUGAGAAUACGACUUCGACAACAACGGAACCACCAGUUGCUUUAUCUUCGGAAGAAGAAUUGAGGAGACGCAGAUUACAAAGAUUCCAACAAACGACGGAACAAUAAUGAUUUUUAUUUUUGGCUGAUUUUAUUCCAUAUUGAUUAUAUUUUGGGUAAUCAAUCUUUUAUAUUAAGUCACGAGAAGGGCUGUCCCGUGUUUAGAAAAAAAUCGGUAGUUUUAGUGUCAAGGCUUGUGCUAUUAUUUAUCCCAUUCGUUUAUGACCUACCUAACAUCCAAUAAAAUUAUCACGUAUGAAAUGGCCCUUAUUCCGUUGUAAAUACAUAUUUAAAUGAUUAAUUUUAAUUUUCGUGUAGGAGUUAUCAUAUUAUCUAAUAUAUUAAUUAUUGUUAUGUAUUUUAAAAUUUAUGAUGGUCCUAUUAUUAUUAUUAUUAUUUAAAGACUGGAGUGUUUGGUGACGAGAGGUGUCGCCGUUAACAUGAAUGUUAUUACGUAUUUCACUUUACACUAGUAAUUUAAUUUGUUAAAUAAACUGUAUUGUGGACGG
This is a messenger RNA of Zophobas morio, 2322 nucleotides long. RefSeq names its product E3 ubiquitin-protein ligase synoviolin A (gene sip3). The record is from RefSeq and is a predicted model, not a curated record. The transcript has 5 exons. NCBI's taxonomy places the organism in Eukaryota, Metazoa, Arthropoda, Insecta, Coleoptera, Tenebrionidae. The coding region runs from base 167 to 1882 and encodes 571 amino acids.